CAUGAGCUCUGCAGUCACGUGACCAGUCAGCUGAUCUCCAGCACAUCCGCCUGAUCUGCUUGUGUUUACAAAUCAGCAGACUGUCCCGAAACACCAGAAUGAGGAUCCCUGCAUGAUCCGAACAGAAACUUCCUGUUCUUCUGAGUCGUGACUGAGGAGGGUCCCAAAGCUGUGAAAUCAUGCAGCACCCCAAUUUUGAGACUCGACACCCGCUCCAGACAGAGGAGCAGCAGGAGACGGGUUUUGAUCCGCUUCACAACUUCAACAAGAAUCGCAGCAGAGGAUCUCUUGAAAGCAGCUCAAACUCACAGUGUCAGUCCACCUUCCAUUCUUACAGGAAAGAAUGGGAUGACUUGUUCCUGAACAGUAAUUACCUGGCCAGGAUCCGACAGGCUGGCAUCAGCGGGCGACUGAGGAGCAGCCGCUUCCGAAGUGUGUGCUGGAAGAUAUACCUGGAGGUUCUUCCUGAAAAUAAGGGGCAGUGGAUCAACAGGACCAAGGAGCUGCGGGCCCAGUAUGAGAAGAUCAAAGAGACACAUAUCACUAACCCCCGCAAGGCGGCCGGCCAGCAGGACCUGGUGGUCAACAACCCUCUGUCUCAGGAUGAAGGGAGCUUGUGGAACAAGUUCUUCCAGGAUAAAGAGCUGAAGGGGAUGAUCAAGCAGGAUGUGUUUAGAACAUUCCCUGAGAUCCGAUACUUCCAGGAUGAGGAUGUGAGGACCAAGCUGACAGACAUUCUUUUCUGUUAUGCCAGAGAAAACGAGCAGUUACUGUAUAAACAGGGGAUGCACGAGCUGCUGGCUCCCAUCGUGUUUGUGCUGCACUGCGACCAUCAGGCCUUCCAGCACGCCAGCGAGACCUCCAGCCCGAGUGAGGAGAUGAAGUGUCUGCUGAACCCGGCGUACCUGGAGCACGAUGCUUAUGCCAUGUUCUCACACCUGAUGGACACAGCAGAGCCGUGGUUCUCCAGCUUUGAGAGGGAAGUGAGGAAGGGGAAGGAGGAGAUGCUGACCAGCAUCCCCUUCGCACGGCCCCAGGACUCUGGGCCGUCUGUUGCCAUUGUGACCAAAGUCAACCGUAUCCAGGACCAGCUGGUGAAGAAGCACGACGUAGAACUGCACAUGCACCUAAACCGGCUGGAGAUUGCCCCCCAAAUCUAUGGCAUCCGCUGGGUCCGCCUGCUGUUUGGCCGUGAGUUUCCUCUUCAGGACCUUCUGGUGGUGUGGGAUGCUCUUUUUGCUGACAGCAUCACCCUGGACCUGGUGGACUACAUCUUCGUGGCCAUGCUGCUCUACAUCCGAGAUGCUUUAAUUGCUAGUAACUUCCAGACCUGCCUGGGUCUGCUGAUGCACUACCCUCCAACAGGCGAUAUCAAUGCUUUGCUGCAGAAGGCUCUGUUCCUCCGAGAUCCAAAAAACAACCCUCGCCCAGUCAACUAUCAGUUCCAACAGAACCUGGAUUACUAUAAAACCAGAGGAGCCGACCUCAUGAACAAGAGCCGAGCUGGCUCUGGGACCAAAGCUGCUCCCAUCAACAUCAACAAGGUGUCCAGCAGCCUGCUGAGCUUCGGCAGGAAGCUCAUCUCUCCGGCCGUGUCUGGCGUCUCUGGAGGUGUCUCCCCCAUCAACAGCGAGGUGUAUGCCUCCUCUACUUCACCCACAUCCACGUCUUUCCCCUCAGCAGCUGUACCCAUUCUCCCUGAUCCUCCCACUGCAGCGCCGACACAAAGCCAACCUCACAAUUACCGCCUGCUUAAGUCUGAGAGCAUGCCGGCCCACCUCAGCAAAGAUGGAGUUUCAGGUGGAGUUUCUCUCCCAACACAGACUCAGACUGACGCACAAGGCCAAAGCUCCAGGACAGUUAGCUCCUCCCCCAGCACAGAGAGCCUCUCUGGUGGGCGUGGUCAGUCCAAUGCCUCCCCACCUCCACCUCCCUCCAGAGGGAGUGAUGUCAGCUCCUCAUCACCUCCUCUCUCUGCCACAAAGAAGGAAUCUUUCUUCACCAUCACCCGCUCUCGCUCCCACAGUAAAAGCAUGGGCAGGAGGGAGACGGAGGAGGACCUGGAAGCUCAGGUGUCUUUCCUGCAGGGUCAGAUCAAUGACCUGGAGGCCAUGAGCAAGUACUGUGCCAAGAUGAUGAACACACACAUCUUUAAAAUCCAGGAAGUGAUUCUUCAGGAAAAUCUGGGUAAAGAGGAUGAAGUAUUGGUCUCACUGGCUGGACUUAAACAGAUCAAAGACAUCCUAAAGGGGGCGCUGCGCUUCAAUCAGAGUCAGCUGGAGGCCGAGGAGAACGAAGAAAUCACCAUCGCAGACGAUCACUACACCUCUUCAGCGUCAGCGGCCAAGUCCACCCUGAGCUCCGUCAACCAUUACAGCAAGAAGCAAGCAGGAGGAGCCGGGAGGCCGAGCCGGGACUCCGACCUGGACGGGAGCAUGAGCACGGACGAGAGGGAGGAGGAGCUGGCGGCAACGCCACCCAACCAACAGGUGGUGUCCUCUCUUGGCUCGGAGGGGAAGAACUGGGACGAUUACAUCCUGGUGUCCCAGGACGAAGACCUUCUGGCUGACGCCAGAGACACGGGGUCUGUGUCUGACCGCUUAUUUCCCAUCCGGAGAGGGCCUGGCGUGGUGCGACUGGAGCCAGAGGGUGCCUCUGGGACGUUUCACGACCCACUGUUGAUGGCCGGCACCACCUCAGGCUCCUCCAGCCCAGAGGAAGGCUCCACCCACAGCAAAGACUCCGACUUUACCAUUGUUAACCCAAACGACCUGUGAAUUAGUCCCUUGCUCCUGUUCUCCUCCUCUUCUGUUUCCAUUCUUGGUGGUCUAAAAGAAAACGGACCUCAGAGGGAGGUGGAAGCAGCUGCUUUUGAUGGCACACCCCUAAAACUGCUGUUAAAAUUGCACAUUUGGACCGUGACGCCAGAAGUCAUUGAAACCUUCUCCUCCGUCUCUUUAAAUGUCCCGUGUGCCACGUCUAAACCAUGUCCCAUCUUACGUGUGGGUCCCUUGGCUUUCCCUUGUAAUGCUUGUUGUAGUUCCUCCUCUGCUGAUAGGGGGCGCCAUUCAACUGUGUCACUACAUCUAAAGGAUUAGAGCCUGUCCGCUUGAGUGUGUGUGUGUGUACGAGUGUGCAUGUGUGACCUCUGAGCGGCCAUCGUCUUGUCUGCUUCUCUUCUCUGAUACUGUAAAGAAGAAAGGAGGACGUUUUCCUGUCACCGUCGAGGGAAGCGUCCUCUAAAACCAGUGCCUCUGACCAUUCUUCUCAACCCUGUGAUCUUAUUCUUUGGUUGGUUGGUUUGUUUGUUUUUUGUUGCUGGUAGCUCGAUAAUUUUUUUUUAUCUUUAGUUUCCCAUUUUCCAAGGUAAAUCGAUUAAAUAAUCAAGGAUGUUUCUCUAAGAAUAUUUUAAUGUAAGUGUUCGGUUCUCAUGUAGAAAUGAGUUUUUCUCUUGUUCUGUGGAAAUUGUGAGGCAGCAGCCCAAUUAGCGUAAUUAAUCCUAAAUCAAUAAAACACAUUGCUCUUACUACA
Nothobranchius furzeri (turquoise killifish) is the source of this 3531-nucleotide messenger RNA. RefSeq names its product TBC1 domain family, member 5 (gene tbc1d5). The record is from RefSeq and is a predicted model, not a curated record. Gene Ontology annotation, biological process: activation of GTPase activity. Lineage: Eukaryota; Metazoa; Chordata; Actinopteri; Cyprinodontiformes; Nothobranchiidae. Gene Ontology annotation, molecular function: GTPase activator activity.